CUACAGAACUUGUCUUUCGAGAUAAAUCGCGAACAAGAUACGCAGUGUCUUGCGGCGACUGGGUAGCGGCAUUGAUAACGCAAUAUGGGGACAACAACCAAUGAAGAUAACGCACUUAGCGCAAUGCAAAUAACACGCUGUGUAUGACCACGACAAGGCUUACCGCCAUCAGCCUGGCAACGCUUCUACCUUCAUUCAUAGUCACGAUGUUGUUCUCUGCAAUAUCUAGCCAGCUGUCAACACUGAAGCCGUUGCCAUAUUUCUUUCCAUCUACAUCACGUACGGCGUUAUCCUCACUCUGUACCGCGUCUACUUGCAGCAGUACCACAGUGCUAUGAAUUCUAAUUCGACAUCAUCAAGCGUUUACGCUAUGCCUGGGAGAUCAAGCGCAUGCACGAAGUCUAUGGGCCGGUCAUACGCGUCACCCCUCACGAACUGCACGUCUCUGAGCCUGCAUUAUACGACGAACUGUACACAGGCACACCAAUGAAGAGAGAUCAAUGGGCAUGGGCGUACAAUCUUUCAUUGCUCAGCGGAUCUUCAUGGACGACGAUCGAGGAUUCCCUGCACCGGAACAGACGAGCGGCAGUUGCGCCUUCUCUUACGCUGAGUGCGAUCCGGCAGUUCGACCAUGUGAUUCGCGCGAAAUUGGAGUUGCUCAGCCAGAAAUUCGAGAGAUUCUUGACAAUGCGGUCUCUAACGAAAAAAAAAAACCGAUCAGACUGGCGAUGUUCGCCGACGGUUAUCCACAAACUCUUGAAGAGUGAUCUCCCGGCAGGCGAAAGAACACCACAGCGCCUUCUAGCAGAGGGUAUCUCCGUCAUGAUGGCCGGAGCAACGACGACUGCACACCAAAACGGCCUAUCACCCCCCGGCUAAUCCGCUCAUUCUUUCACGCCUGCAAACAGAGCUCAGAACAGUCAUGCCGGAUCUAUCCGACAUAUCACCUUUCAACGCGGUCAUCAAUGAAGGCUUUCUCCUUAACCACGGUAUCAUCACGAGAUUGACACGCAUAGCCCCAACAGAAGGUCUACAUGUGCCCAACACCACUAUUACGAUCCCUAUUGGCACGCCGGUGGAUAUGUCAUUCUUGGCUCGUGCACAUGGAUCCUUUGCUCCUCGAGUCGCCCGACGAACCUCAACCUGAGCGAUGGCUCGAGCGGGGGCAGAUCAUCUCAAGAGGUAUCUCGUGAACUUCUCGAAGGGCAGUCGGAUCUGUUUGAGUAAAGACCUUGCUCGAGCUGAGAUU
Paraphaeosphaeria sporulosa is the source of this 1249-nucleotide messenger RNA. RefSeq lists its product as uncharacterized. The record is from RefSeq and is a predicted model, not a curated record. The transcript has 2 exons. NCBI's taxonomy places the organism in Eukaryota, Fungi, Ascomycota, Dothideomycetes, Pleosporales, Didymosphaeriaceae. Bases 391 to 879 code for a protein of 162 amino acids. Gene Ontology annotation, molecular function: monooxygenase activity; heme binding; iron ion binding.